UCGACUUGGAUAAAUACUGACCCCCUCCCCCUGCGUAGCUCUGGCUCGCUCAAGUCCUGAACAGCCAUCGCGUAUUCCCGAAUACAGCUGCCAAGCACUCAUAGAUGACAAUGCUCGACGAAGGACUCGUACAGCAGUAUCCACCGCUGGCCAGUUCGCGUCGAACCGACUAGAAACGAAUACAGCCGGACAAGGCGCCGCCUUGUCUCGCGAUAACCUCCUCCAAUACGACACACCUUCGGGCCGCGCCGACCACGUCUCAGCCCCACUUGCCAUAAGCGGCUACCGGGACGCACCCGUGGCUGAGAGCCAGAGGGGAAAGAAGAGAGCACUGGAGGUCGAGGAACUCAAGGAAGAAAAGAUUGAUGAAGAGCCUGGGAAGGGGCACACUGCGAACAAGUACGAUGACAGCGACAACGAGCGUGAUGAGGAGAGUCGCAGGCCUAAGCGCAGCAGACCCAGCCCGUUCUUCUGCCACCCGUCUCGCCACGUGGAGAAUCGUGACCGAGUCCACGCGGCAGGCGCUGUCAAUGUCCCGACAGCCGCGCCCGCCACGCCUGUUGCUCCGCGUCCCCCUAUGCCUGCCGCCCCUGUCGCUGCGCCGAUCCCUGCGAUCGUCGCGCCGGCCGCACAGCCGGCUCAAGAUGCUUUCAUCGUCAUACCGCCUCCGCCUGCCUCUGCAUACCUCCCACCAAUCGAACAAGUAGUCACCGCUCCCCCUGACCUACCAUACAACAUCGCGCUGCCUCCAAUCGUCGCGCCCCAGCCGGUGACGACGCAGAACUUCAGGAUGCAGCUUGACUUCAUCAUCCUGUAGCGGCGCAUGGUUUCCUUCUUAAUGUAACGCAGAGAGAUGGUCUUGAAUUGGUCGUGGAAUCUGUAAAGUGGUUAGCCCUCUUCUAUCGAGUUUUCGUUACGCACCUCCGGACGGACGAACUUGAGCGAGACUUGAGCUGGCAGUCUACUGCUGAGAUAGCAGAGUUUCCUGUGCUGCAAAUAUCAAAGAAAAUGCAGUGCCCGAGUGCUAUGCCAUGGCAAAGAUAUAUGGAGGAGGAGGGAGUCAGAGGGACGCGACUGGAAUUCUGAGGGUCAGUCGGAAG
Molecule: messenger RNA, 1100 nt
Organism: Phanerochaete carnosa HHB-10118-sp
Lineage: Eukaryota; Fungi; Basidiomycota; Agaricomycetes; Polyporales; Phanerochaetaceae
Exons: 2
Coding region: 578-817 (79 amino acids)
Source: RefSeq, a predicted model, not a curated record